AUGGAAUUGGAACCUAUACUUCUCUGCAUGAUUGCAGUACCUAAUUCGAUUAUUGCGUAUUUCCAACAAUCAAAUUUGAAUUCUUCACAAGUCAGCCAAAAACAUCGUCCAACAGUUGGGGUCAUCCGCUGGGAUGCUUGGAAUUUGUUCAAUGGUGAUUAUGAUCCCAUCUCCUUUUAUCUGCAUCGAGCUCUUAGUCCUGAAAUAUUUCAUUAUCGACUACCAUUUUACGCAACGAUUAACUCGCCUACAAAUAUUUCUUUUAACGGAGAUCUUCAGGACGUCAUGGAUCAAGAACUUGUUUACGCCGCACAUGCGGGCCUAGAUUAUUGGGCCUUUGAUACUUAUUGUACAUUUGGACCAAAUUGUACUACUAAUUCGUCAUUUUGCAGUCAAUAUUAUCAACAGACUUCAAAUAUCUACUGUCCUCGAAAUCCUGCUUACGGAUUGAAUCAAUAUCUUUCGAGCAAAUAUAAUUCUCUUAUGAAAUUUACUCUUCUUUUAUUAGGAUCUCCUCCUUGUGAUCCUACUUUUCAAGAGAGAUAUCUUGAUCUCAUGCAGCAUCCUCAAUUCCAAACUGUUUUAGAGGGUCGCCCACUACUGUAUUUAUUUCAAUUCAGCGAUGCUGAAGCUAACGCCUGUGGAGGUGGAUGGUCUGGUAGCGGGGAAGUAUUUCAUAAGUUUCGACAGUUGGCCAUUAAUCGAGGUUGGGAUCCUCGGCCGCGGGCGCAAAAUCCUGUUCCAUGGGUCAUCGAAGGACCAGAACAUUAUUUCCAGGCAACAGGUAAAGAAGUACAAGAACUAAUUCAAAGAGCGGUCAACUUUACAUGUAAAUAUAAUGACACUGCCGAAGCACAGACAAUAAUCUUCUAUGCAUGGAAUGAGUCGAGCGAAAAUGGUGCCUCUCUUAUCCCCUCCAUCGGAAACGGAAGUCUUUAUGUCGAUGCUCUAUCAGAUGUUCUUCCAAUGUAUUGUUAG
Messenger RNA from Didymodactylos carnosus, 978 nucleotides. Lineage: Eukaryota; Metazoa; Rotifera; Eurotatoria; Philodinida; Philodinidae. The record is from the annotation of a GenBank genome assembly.